This is a messenger RNA of Notothenia coriiceps (black rockcod), 1114 nucleotides long. It is a transcript of the gene selenom, whose product is annotated as selenoprotein M. Gene Ontology annotation, molecular function: oxidoreductase activity. The transcript is spliced from 5 exons. Gene Ontology annotation, cellular component: endoplasmic reticulum lumen. The record is from RefSeq and is a predicted model, not a curated record. NCBI's taxonomy places the organism in Eukaryota, Metazoa, Chordata, Actinopteri, Perciformes, Nototheniidae.
CUCUUCCUGGGAGGGGGGAGUUAUUUGACGUGGCAGGAGGACGUGACAAUAGCUGCACAUCUCUCCUCUCAGCGGGGUUCAGGUUGCUCACCUUCGGUCCUCUGCAGGUGCUGGUCCCGGUGCUCGGUGGUCAGAACCGGAACUAUGUGGCUGGUGGUGCUGGUCGGUCUGCUCCACUGCGCCUCGGCCCAUGAUGUGGACCUGAAGAAGCUGGAAGGACUGGCGAAAGCGAGGGUGGAGUCGUGUGGUGGAUGACAGCUGAACAGGCUCAGAGAGGUCAAAGCCUUCGUGGUCCAGGACAUUCCUCUUUACCAUAAUCUGGUGAUGAAGCACAUUCCUGGGGCCGACCCUGAGCUCGUCCUCCUGAACCACUACUUUGAAGAGCUGGAUCGGAUCGCCCUGUCUGACAUGAGCCGCUCAGAGAUCAACCAGCUGCUGGAGGAGCUGGGUUUCUACAAGAAAACUGCAGAUGAGGACGAGGUGCCAGAGGAGUUCCGCUUCUCCCCCGCCAAGGACAGCCCGUUUAAAGACGAGCCGCCGUACGAAUCCUCCCCCUCCCCCUCCUCCUCCUCAGAGCCCAACGCAGAAGACAAGCAUACUGACCUAUAACUGAAGUAGCAAUCUCAUAUUUCCACCAAGCCCCAAAGCUGCUCCACGACCAGCUGGUUGAUGCAGUUGAUGACUGAAAUGCACGUCAAAAUAAGACCAGAAGACCAUGGAACAGCUUUUGGGCUUGGAAACAAUCUUAGCAUCAGCAACAGGCCUUUAAAAAGUCUGAAUUUUGCACAUAUUGAUGUUUGUUAUUUUUACAGCGAUAACAUCUGCUGCUUUGUGAAUGCUUUUCUACUCUCCACACCAAGACUGGAAAUGUGUAUGUCUUACAUUUGUUUUUGGUCCAUUAUAUGUGAGCUUUCUUCAGGAUCUUUGCCUCUCUUGAGUUCCCCUUGUGUGUCUGACAGCUUCCUACCUACUAUGAAACUGAAUGAAGCCUCAGGCUGAAACCUGUCGUCUGGCCUGAGGUUGAUGCUGCAUGUUCUGGUGGUCGGACUGAAGCACACAAGAGGAUCAAGUGAAAGCACUGUAAAAGAAAAUAAUAAAAUGUUUGAAAAAAUAA